AUGCCUGCUGAAUCCUCUCUAUUGUUAAAAAAAGACAAUAUUUCUAUUAAAGUACUUGAGUUGCAUCACAAAGAAGAAGCUUUAAAGGUUUUGGCAGAAGCAUUCUGUACGGAACCUGCAUGCGCUGAUGUUGCAGAGUUUCAUCCUAAUCUGGCAGCUAGUUUUUCAGACUGGUUAGAGUUUGUUGGUUACUUAAUAGACUACGGUUGCACUAAUGGAAUUAGUGUUGUUGCUAUUGAUGACGAUGCAAACCGAAUUGCUGCAGUUUAUAUAGUAAGAGAUAAUAUGUUUGUGCCAAGUGGAUUUGAGGAAAAAUACAACAGCGAUGAAAAGUCUUUAACUCCUUGGAUGAAUUUUCAAUGGUAUGCAGACAAACAAGCUUUGGGUUUAAUGCCAGAAUUAGCAGAGCCUGGAAAAACAGCUGAUUUGUGGUUUCUUGGAGUUCAUCCCGAUUAUAGAGGGAAAAAACUGUCAAAUGAAUUAAUCAAUUGUCUUCUACCAUUAGUAAAACGUGCAGGGUUCAAAUAUGCUUCAAUUCAAGCCACUAAUGCUUUUACUUCAAAAGCUGCGGCUUGGAACAAAUUUGAAAAAAUUUAUAGCAUUCAGACUAAAGACUGGCUUUGGAAAGGAGAACCUAUUUUUGAACACACAAAAGAACCUCAUGUAGAGUGGAGUGUAUGGAAAAUAAAACUGAUGCUAGCUCUUCUUAGAGCUGGCUUCUUAGAGUUCGGCUGUUUUUUUCGUGAACUUAAUCAUGAUGAACUUGUUACUGUCGAUGAAGAGGAAUCUAUAAACAACAGUAUUUCAACAUAG
Messenger RNA from Hydra vulgaris (swiftwater hydra), 813 nucleotides. RefSeq lists its product as uncharacterized. Gene Ontology annotation, molecular function: N-acetyltransferase activity. The record is from RefSeq and is a predicted model, not a curated record. NCBI's taxonomy places the organism in Eukaryota, Metazoa, Cnidaria, Hydrozoa, Anthoathecata, Hydridae.